AUGGCUCGCGCCGAGUGGACAUCAACAGCGCGAGCGCUCGCCGACCAAUUCGACGACAACGAUCAUACCCUCCCCACUAGCGAAUCCCGAAGAUAUAGCUCUCCAAUAUGGACUCGCCGUUCCAUGGAUGCCUCACAAACACUGUCCCGACCGCAAAGCACACAGGCAAAAUGGAUGCAGACAGCUGAGAAAUGGAAUGGCAGAGCCACGCGGCAAUGGGCGCGGUUAUCGCCCUUACAAAAGGCAGGACUGGUCAUCGCCGGGAUUAUAACAAACGUGUUGCUCAUCCUGUUCCUCGUAUACGGCACCAAGAUCUUCGCGUUAAUGGCACCUAUCGCCGAGAAAUGGAGGAACAUGCCCGGAGGCUGGCUGACUCUCUGGCUCAUGACCUUCUUCGUCUCGUUUCCGCCCAUGAUAGGAUACUCGACAUGCGUUACGAUCGCAGGCUUCGUGUUCGGCAUGAAGGGAUGGUUCAUCAUGGCGACAGCGACGGUAGUGGGAUCUACAGCUUCGUUCAUCGCAUCGAGAUCCGUGUUGAAGAACUUUGUGAGCAGAAUGACGGAGAAGAACAAAGAGUUUGCGGCGCUGUCGCUGGUGUUGAAACAUGAUGGAUUGAAGCUCUUGAUCAUGAUCCGGCUGUGUCCGUUGCCAUACUCCUUUGCGAACGGAGCUAUCAGCACGAUUCCAACGGUGACGUGGCAGAAUUUCAUGCUAGCGACGGCGAUUGCUUCGCCGAAGUUGUUGCUGCACAUCUUCGUAGGCAGCAGGAUUGGUGCUCUGGCUGAGGGAGGUGACAAGAUGGACACAGGAGCCAGGAUCAUCAGCUACCUCAGCAUCAUCAUCGGUAUGGCGCUGGGUGUGGGCACAGGCUAUGUCAUCUACACACGGACGAAAGCACGAGCGAAGCAGCUCGAGGCAGAGGAGGCCGCAGCAGCAACUUCUGGUGGUCGACGGGAGAGCCAGAACAGCCCAGACUACAACGAUGACCCGGACGAACGGGAGGCUAGGAAUGUUCUGCGGAGCAGCAGGAGCGAUAUCUCGUUACAUCCGACAUAUGCAGAUGAAGCAGAUCUGGAGAGUGGAUACAGGGAUGAGUUCACUGAUGAUGAAGAUGCUCAUGAGCGGGAUGUGUUUGAUGUGGGUGAUGGAGAUGACGACGAUGAUGGUUCUGGCAAGACAGGCCAGCGAUAG
Molecule: messenger RNA, 1191 nt
Organism: Fulvia fulva
Lineage: Eukaryota; Fungi; Ascomycota; Dothideomycetes; Mycosphaerellales; Mycosphaerellaceae
Product: Golgi apparatus membrane protein tvp38
Exons: 1
Coding region: 1-1191 (396 amino acids)
Biological process (GO): mitotic spindle elongation; vesicle-mediated transport
Cellular component (GO): Golgi membrane
Source: RefSeq, a predicted model, not a curated record